Molecule: messenger RNA, 2080 nt
Organism: Aspergillus nidulans FGSC A4
Lineage: Eukaryota; Fungi; Ascomycota; Eurotiomycetes; Eurotiales; Aspergillaceae
Exons: 5
Coding region: 1-1962 (653 amino acids)
Cellular component (GO): mitochondrion
Source: RefSeq, a predicted model, not a curated record
AUGUCGAAGGUCUUGGGAUCGUUUGUUCAAAAAGCCCAGUCUCUGAAAAAUGCACCCUCCAAAUUUUCUAGCGCCGCCGUGGAAGGCAGUCGUCUGAUUCCUUCCAGAACUAAGGAUGCCGAUUUUCAGCUUCGCAUCGAUGCCGGCCAUUACGAUCCAGACUCAAAGAAAGUGAAUGUUGCUUUACAGGUCAAUUCGCAAGCCGAAAGCCCUGUUCUGAAGGAAUGGGUCAAGAAAAAUACGACGCACGCAAACCUCGCAACGUCGGUAUUCGACACUGCUGCUGAAGACAAACAAGCAGAGUACGAGAGGAUGCUGCGAACUUUGAGGCAUCCUUUGUUUCGGGCAUUUCAAAGUCGACUUGGCCGCCCUUCAUCUAUACCGCUUUUCCCCUCAACUGCUUUACCUUCUCGUCUCCAGGCCGCCAGCGGCGCAACGAUUUCGACGGAGAGAAGGAUGGAUACAGAGUUGGAAAUGGAAGUUAAACCUUAUACCUACACAAGUGGUCGCUGGUUGCGGCAGGAUAAAAUGGAGACUGAUUCGCGCUACAUCCAAUUCAGCUUUAUUGCUCUUUGCCAGAAGGUUAUUGAGCUAUGCCCCGAAGCAAAUCACAUAAAGGCUUGUCGAAAAAUUGAAGGGGGCUUCAACAGAGUUUUUAUCUUCACCCUGGACAAUGAGAAGGCUAUCGUGGCAAGACUCCCUUUUCGGUUGGCAGGACCAGCGAAACUGACCACUCUUUCUGAAGUUGCUACAAUUCGCUACUUACAAACGAAGACGAAUAUCCCCAUACCGAGAGUUCUCGACUACAAUGGUGACGCCAGUGAUGAAACAAAUAUGAUCGGCAGCGAAUAUAUAAUCAUGGAACAUGCAACAGGAGUUCCCCUACACGAGAAAUGGCAUAAAAUGGCUGGCGACCAGCAAGUCAGGUGUAUAGAUGCAAUCUACCGGACGAUGAAGGAUAUCGUCGAUUUGGAAUUCCCAGCUUUUGGGAGCAUAUACUUCGAUGAUACUCUUGGACCUGCCAGCAAACAACCCCUAGGUGAUGGCUUUUGUGUUGGGCCUCACUGCGGUACUAGAUACUGGGAUACUAAUGUGGGCGAAAGGAGAUAUUAUCAUUAUGUGAAUAGAAACACUGGCCCAUGGUUGACUAUUGGCGAGUACUGUGAUGGCCUUAUUGACGCUGGUCUGUCACAGGUUCCACCAGUGGAUAUUGAAUCCAAGCGACCGAUCUAUCAUGGAUCGCCUGAAGCGCAUUUAGCUCUUCUUGAGUGUACCCGUCCCGUGCUAAAGCAAAUGGCCACAGAUAGUCGAAUCAGUAAUUCCGCCGCACCGUUAUUGUUCCAUCCGGACCUACAUAUGAGGAAUAUAUUUGUUUCGGAUGACAAUCCUUCCGCUAUCACUAGCAUUAUUGAUUGGCAAGCAGCUAGCAUCGAGCCGGCUUUUUGGUACUCAGACGAGGUUCCAGACUUUGCAGUAGGAAGUGAGAUAUGUGCGAAAGCUUUUGAUCUCUCUUCACAGUUUUUCACACCAAAACUCGCAGGCCCAAGGCUGAUGAAUGAUAACAUUUUUCGUCCAUUCCAUUAUUGUUAUAGAACGUGGAAGGAUGGUGCGGUGGCCUUACACUACGAGAUGACCGAAACUGCCAGACUUUGGAACAAGCUAGGAUUUGAAGGUCAAUGUCCUUUUCCUUUACCCACGCGAGACGAACUUGAGAAACAAGAGAAGGAGUACAGACUUUUUGAGGCGGCACAGAAUCUGCGAACGGAUUUGGCUAGCUUGCUAAAUACGGCGUCAGACGGAUGGGUACCUCCAGAUGGUUGGAAAGCGGCACAAUCAGCCCAGAAGGAGCUCUUUGAUGGAAUGUUGCAGGCUGUUUUGACGAACGCAGGUUCAGAUGAUGAUGAGCCGGUAAGAGAUGAAAUGACGCUGAGGUCAAUCUGGCCAUUCGACAUCGAUGGAUGAGGACAGUAGGGAUCAGAAGGACUAUGUGCAGGAUCUAAUGGAUAUCUGGAAAUCUUUGUUUCAAUACAUCUUCCAAUCAAUAUCUGCACGCCUGUGGCGACAGCUAGCGGGCUUAAGU